Paramecium pentaurelia is the source of this 1499-nucleotide messenger RNA. NCBI's taxonomy places the organism in Eukaryota, Ciliophora, Oligohymenophorea, Peniculida, Parameciidae. The record is from the annotation of a GenBank genome assembly.
AUGUUUAAUUAUUUGAAUGAAGGUUGUUUAGAGUAAAUUGAUGAUAAAUGUCUAAUUUGUUAAGAAGGUUGGAUUUAAGAUGAAUUUUUAGAACAUUGUUAUCCAAUUUGUGGUGAUGGAAUCAUUCAAGGUUAAGAAUAAUGUGAUCAUGGUAAUCUAAUAUCAAAUCAUUCUUGUUAUUUAUGCUAAUAUUCAUGUAUACAAUUUUGUUUAAUUUGUUAAUUUGGAAUUUGUUUAUAAUGUUAACAUGGAUUUGUAUUUUCUUAAAACAGGUAAAAUUGUAUAUUUGUAUGUGAUGGUAUCAUUUAAGAAAUCGAAACAUGCUAGAAUUAAAAUAAUAUUCAAUUUAAUGUAAGUAAUAAAUUUUAAUAAAAUUGUGAUUUAAGAUGUUAGCUUUGCAUUAAUUAAAUAUGUUUCCUUUGUGAUAUUGGAUGGGAACUUAGAGAUAACCAAUGUUAUUCAUUUUGUGGAGAUGGAUUAAUUGCUUUGCAUUCAAUUGAAUAAUGUGACGAUGGAAAUUAAAUUGAAAAUGAUGGAUGUUUUGGCUGCCAACUUGAAUGCAUUACUAAUUGCCUUUCAUGUUUAGAUAACGAAGUUUGUUUCAUGUGUUAAGAAAACUUUUAAUUAGAAGGAUAAUUAUGCUUACCAAUAUGUGGUGAUGGCAUUAUUAUUAGUGGAUUUGAAGAUUGUGAUGAUGGAAAUAUUGAACCUAAUGACGGAUGCUAUUAGUGCAAAUUUGAAUGUUCAUAAGGUUGUCUUAAUUGUAAAAAUGAAUAAGUUUGUAAAGAAUGUAAUAGUUCAUAUAUCUUAAAUAAUCAAACGGCAAUAUGUUAAGAGAUCAAAUAAUUAGAUUAUUAGAAUCAAGGUUUAAACGAAAAUCCAAAUGAAUUUGAGGAUACCUUGAAUAUAGUAUGCAGCAAAAAUUUCAUUUUAAUAGAUAAUGAAUGUGUUAAUUAAUGUGGAAAUGGAAUGCUUAAUAAUAAAUAUGAACAAUGUGAUGACGGAAACUUAAUUGGAGGAGAUGGAUGUUCUUUUUUUUGUAUUGAAGAAGAUACUUUUAAAUGUCAAAAUCAUUAAGAUAGUAUGAGCAUAUGUUCUUUCAUUAAACCUCCUGACUUCAUGUUAUAUCGUCUCUCUAGCUAAAAAAAUCAAACUUAAACGAUUGAAUUAAGAUUCACAUAAAAGGUCAAAUUAUUAGCUGAUUUAAGCUUUGAAGAAAUUGCAGUAAUCAAUCUUAUUCCACAAUCCCAUGAAAUUAUUAAUAUAAAGCCGAUUGUCAAGCUAUCAACGACAUUUGAUAAUCCAAUAUAUUAAAUUUUUGUUGAAUUCUUAGAACCUGUAAAGGAUCCUGUCCUUUAGAUUAAUUUCAAUCAAUUAAUUAUUAAAAAUGAACAUGAUUUAGAUUUGAUGAGAAAUUAGAUGCAAAUCAAUUUUGGUAACCCUUUUGUGUUAUCUGAGACUACCUAAAAAAAAGUGACAUAAAUUGUACUUCUUAAUGA